CGGGAGAGGGUGCGAGGGCCUUCCUUGCGAUUUUUUUCUUUCUCCGCCCCCUCCGAGCCGCGCCCCCUUCCUGGACCGUGAGAGAGUUUUUUUCUGCUACCUCAAUUCUUUGGAAAGAAGAGGACGAAUGGAACUACUUGAUUCUUUGAACAACUAGAGAUGAUUCUGGUGUUAUAGCAGAAUCUCCAACAGCAGUCACACCUUAUCCUCUUGUCAAAUAAUGGAGCCCUGUACCUCAGAUGAAUUUUUUCAGGCUCUCAACCAUGCUGAACAAACUUUUAAAAAGAUGGAGAACUAUCUUAGACAUAAUCAACUGUGUGAUGUGGUGUUAGUUGCUGGUGAUCGUAGAAUUCCAGCUCACAGAUUGGUUCUCUCCUCUGUUUCGGACUACUUUGCAGCAAUGUUCACUAAUGAUGUAAGGGAAGCAAGACAGGAAGAAAUCAAGAUGGAGGGAGUGGAGCCAAAGGCACUGUGGGCCCUGGUUCAAUAUGCAUAUACAGGUCGCCUUGAAUUAAAAGAAGAUAACAUUGAGUGCCUGUUGUCUACAGCUUGCCUUCUUCAGCUCUCUCAGGUUGUAGAAGCAUGCUGUAAAUUCCUAAUGAAGCAGCUUCAUCCAUCCAAUUGCCUUGGAAUCCGAUCUUUUGCUGAUGCGCAGGGUUGCACUGACUUGCACAAGGUGGCUCACAAUUACACUAUGGAAAACUUCAUGGAAGUAAUUAGAAAUCAGGAAUUUCUGUUAUUGCCAGCCACUGAAAUUGCUAAGCUUUUAGCAAGUGAUGACAUGAAUAUUCCUAAUGAAGAAACUAUACUGAAUGCACUACUUACAUGGGUUCGACAUGAUUUGGAACAGAGAAGGAAAGAUCUCAGUAAACUCCUGGCUUACAUUAGACUGCCUCUGCUUGCUCCACAAUUUCUGGCAGAUAUGGAGAACAACGCACUCUUUAGGGAUGACAUUGAAUGUCAAAAACUCAUUAUGGAAGCAAUGAAGUACCAUCUGUUGCCAGAGAGACGACCUAUGUUGCAAAGCCCUCGCACCAAACCUAGAAAAUCUACAGUGGGCGUUUUGUUUGCAGUUGGAGGAAUGGAUGCAACAAAAGGAGCUACAAGCAUUGAAAAAUAUGAACUUCGUACCAACACAUGGACUCCAGUUGCAAACAUGAAUGGACGAAGAUUACAGUUUGGAGUUGCAGUCUUAGAUGAUAAAUUGUUUGUUGUUGGUGGCAGAGAUGGACUGAAAACAUUGAACACUGUGGAGUGCUACAACCCUAGAUCAAAAACUUGGAGUGUAAUGCCACCAAUGUCCACUCAUCGUCACGGUCUUGGAGUAGCUGUAUUGGAAGGUCCCAUGUAUGCUGUAGGAGGACAUGAUGGCUGGAGCUACCUGAAUACAGUGGAAAGAUGGGAUCCACAGGCUCGUCAGUGGAACUUCGUAGCUAGUAUGUCAACUCCCAGGAGCACCGUUGGUGUAGCAAUAUUAAAUGGAAAGCUUUAUGCAGUUGGUGGUCGAGAUGGAAGUUCUUGUCUUAAGUCAGUAGAAUGUUUUGAUCCUCAUACAAACAAAUGGACUCUCUGUGCUCAGAUGUCAAAAAGAAGAGGUGGUGUAGGUGUAACCACCUGGAAUGGGUUCUUGUAUGCAAUAGGGGGCCACGAUGCUCCAGCAUCCAACUUAACAUCCAGGCUGUCAGACUGCGUAGAAAGGUAUGAUCCCAAAACAGAUAUGUGGACUGCUGUGGCCUCUAUGAGCAUUAGCAGAGAUGCAGUGGGAGUGUGUCUUCUUGGUGACAAGUUGUACGCUGUUGGAGGAUAUGAUGGUCAAACAUAUCUUAAUACUGUGGAGUCUUAUGAUCCCCAGACAAAUGAAUGGACACAGGUUGCACCACUGUGCUUAGGAAGAGCUGGAGCAUGUGUUGUGACUGUAAAACUCUGAAUUAUUUUCUCUGGGAAGGUGACAUUCUCCUGUGUAGACUCAGAGGAUUACUUUUUCCUCAAGCAAACUACGAGUGCACCAGUAAACACCAGGUGCAGGAUAUCUACCACAGCAAAGUGUUUGGUCUGAAGCUGACCUGAUGUUCCUAUGGACCAGUAUUAAGCACUUUUUAAAAACUUACCUUUGUUAUGCAUAUGUUACAAGAAUUCUACUUGUAAGUAAGUCAGCUGCAACCUGCCAGUUGGCAGCAGAGAACUUCUGUUUAGGAAGCGCUAAGAAAAUGAAUGAACUCACUAUAAUAAUCCAAUGUUAUGGUUCCAGGGCCUUGAUUUCCCCAAAUGCAGAGCAAUGAUGCUAUAAAUGGAUAUACUUUGGUAUAAUUUGGUCUAUCUUUGGGUGAAACAAGUUAUAGGAUUGCACCCCAUAGAUUUAAUUUGCUUGUAAUAAAUGCAAGUAGCUAUCUGAGUGACUACAGGCAGGCUAACAAACCAAUGCAAACUAUUGUAAAUGGCAGGUGUAAUGCCUGCCUUGGAAAUGAAGUUGUGUAUUUGACGAAUCUUUUGCACUUUUUAUCAUCAUUCCUAGUUUAGCAAACUUUUUAUUUAACCAAAGCCUUAUUUUAAAUAUUGUCUUAUGCUAACAGAAACCUGCUAUUUAAUAAUUUCUGAUAGAUAUUUUAUACAUCCAGUAUACUUUUUUGGAUUUUCAAAAUUGUUAUGCAAGAUGCAUCAUACCUUUUCCCCUGCUUUGGUUCUUGUAUUUACUUUGCUAUUUGUAUGAGUUAUUGGAAGAAUUCUAAAGUGUGAUAAACAAUUAACCAAUUUAAGUUUAAUAUUUGCACUUUGGAAUUUUUGAAGCAUUCCAUUACAUCUAGACUAUUUACAUUUUUAAAUGAGGCUUUGCACUACUAUGAGAAGUAUAAUUUUAUAAGAUGAAGAAAUUGUCUGUCUUUCCUGUAAGGUUAUUUAAAAAUGUAAAGGGCCCAAUCCUGCCAGAUGCUCAGCUGCCAGCAUUGAAGCAUGUUCAGCAUCUUACAGGAGAAUGAUGUGUGCCUCGCAGGACUGUAUCAAAUGAAUUACCUUAUUUAAGUUACCUAAUUUUUUCAGAUACUUUAUAAUUUGCCUUUCUCGAGCCCUCUGCUGUUACACCGAAUUGGUUUGAACGGUCUAAAUGUUCUCGAGAGAAGCCUUUUUGUAUUUGCUUUUAUGUGCCUUGUCCCUUAUGUUCAUCGAACAGCGCCGCGCGUUAAAAACGGGAAGAUGUGAACUCAUUGGAUGUUUUGGGUUUGUUUUUUUUUAAAAAAAAAAAAAAAGUUUUAAGUGCCCGAUACCCAAAGUCCUUUGUAUAUUUGUAAUUUUAAACGUGUGUUUUAACGCUCUCGGCGAACUAUUUAUUGUUUUAAAAGAAAUCGGUGAUACUUUGUGAUGAAGCUUUGCAGUUGGAAUACAGCUGAUCUCAAGAGGC
Pseudopodoces humilis (Tibetan ground-tit) is the source of this 3391-nucleotide messenger RNA. RefSeq names its product kelch like family member 5 (gene KLHL5). Gene Ontology annotation, molecular function: protein binding. The record is from RefSeq and is a predicted model, not a curated record. NCBI's taxonomy places the organism in Eukaryota, Metazoa, Chordata, Aves, Passeriformes, Paridae.